Messenger RNA from Manihot esculenta (cassava), 763 nucleotides. Its product is annotated as ferredoxin-thioredoxin reductase catalytic chain, chloroplastic. Bases 95 to 505 code for a protein of 136 amino acids. Lineage: Eukaryota; Viridiplantae; Streptophyta; Magnoliopsida; Malpighiales; Euphorbiaceae. The record is from RefSeq and is a predicted model, not a curated record. Gene Ontology annotation, molecular function: oxidoreductase activity, acting on iron-sulfur proteins as donors. The transcript is spliced from 6 exons.
AAACAGUAGUUCGAUUUUUUGGUUGCAGAUUUUUCUGGUGCAGCAUGACUCUCCAAGCUAGUUCUUGUAGCUUCGGUGGCAUCUCCUCCUUGACAUGUCCACCCAAAACCUUCCGUCUCCGCCGCGUUCCACCCAGUGUAAUUCGAGCCAAAGUUUUGUUUCAGUGGAACCAUCGGAGAAGUCGGUAGAGAUAAUGAGGAAGUUCUCUGAGCAGUAUGCUCGUAAGUCCGGGACGUAUUUCUGCGUCGAUAAGGGGGUCACUUCUGUUGUCAUUAAGGGAUUGGCAGAGCAUAAAGAUUCGUUGGGUGCACCUCUUUGCCCUUGUAGGCAUUACGAUGACAAAGCAGCUGAGGCAGGGCAGGGCUUUUGGAAUUGUCCAUGUGUUCCCAUGAGAGAAAGGAAGGAGUGCCACUGCAUGCUCUUUCUAACUCCAGAAAAUGAUUUUGCUGGAAAGGAUCAGAAAAUCUCUUUGGAAGAAAUCAGGGAAACAACAGCAAAUAUGUGAUAUUUAAUGGUAUUGUAUUUAUUUAUUUGAUGAGCUGUAACCUUGUAUUUGGCUGAGAAAUUACCACACAUAAUGAGUGUAUAUUGUAUGCUAUAACUAAUCAGAAAGCAAAUCUAAUUUCUCACUGUCACAGUUCUGAGGCAAUUUUCCCCCCUGUUAUUGUCCAUGUUUGAGUGAGAUCAUAGUGCUCACGCUCAUGACGAUGUUUUAAAGUGGAAAUUUCUCCAAAUUCUAUGGUACAUCAAGAGAGAUUUCAUC